Messenger RNA from Fomitopsis serialis, 939 nucleotides. RefSeq lists its product as uncharacterized. The record is from RefSeq and is a predicted model, not a curated record. The transcript has 2 exons. Lineage: Eukaryota; Fungi; Basidiomycota; Agaricomycetes; Polyporales; Fomitopsidaceae. The coding region runs from base 1 to 939 and encodes 312 amino acids.
AUGGAUGAAACUGCCUUGGAGAAAGUAUUCGAGAAGUACCUGAAGCCGCUGGACCCGCAAAAGCAAGAAGACGCGUGGCCGGUGCUAGCGAAAGAGGUCUGGUCCUACGAAAAGGAGCGUAUAGAACGAUGGCGGAACGAAAUCAGUACACUUCUCGUCUUCGCGGGUCUGUUCUCCGCCGUCCUCACUGCCUUUGUUGGAGCAUACUACGCCAUUCUGCUGCCACCGCCUGACUUCAACACGGUCAUCCUCGAGCGCAUUUCAGAGCAGCUCGGCAAUACGUCUAGCAACCCCGAUGUUGCACCUGCGAGCACCUUCCCUUCUGCACCCCCUGCACCUCGAUGGAUCGCUACCCUGUGGUUCGCUUCUCUGGUCCUCAGCCUCGGUUCGGCCUCAGUCGCUCUGGCUGUCAACCAAUGGCUGAACUUCCACGCGGAGCAAUCGGGAUUGCGAACUACGCAACAGAAGGUUCGGACCUGGCAACUCCGUCGGGAUGCCCUCACACGGUGGGGGGUGGAGGGCAUCGUCAGCCUCCUCCCCUGCCUGUUGCAGGUGGCUCUCAUCUUAUUCCUCGUUGGGAUUGUGGGCUAUCUGUGGGUGCUCGGACCCGACAUCGCCGUCCUGAGCACGGUCCUCGUCGGCAUCUUGCUAGUCUUUCUGGUAUUCACUUCCGUUGCUCCCGCAUUGGUUCACUACAGUCCUUACAAGUCGCCCCAAGCAUGGUGGAUAUGUGAGGCCUGCAGACGGGCGCGGUGGCUCCUUGGCCAGCUGCUCCAGCUGUGCCUAUCCCCUAUUAGCUGUUUUGCAGAGUUUUGGCAAUGCACGGGCUCUUUCAUGUCCAGAUCCUGGGGAGUGCUUUGCCAGUGGAAGAUUGCCACGAGCAAGACCAUCCUGUCUCUGAAAGGGUUGACCAGCCGGGAGCAUCUUCGCGGUGAGUGA